Molecule: messenger RNA, 1677 nt
Organism: Pseudovirgaria hyperparasitica
Lineage: Eukaryota; Fungi; Ascomycota; Dothideomycetes; Acrospermales; Acrospermaceae
Product: amino acid transporter
Exons: 3
Coding region: 1-1677 (558 amino acids)
Biological process (GO): transmembrane transport
Cellular component (GO): membrane
Molecular function (GO): transmembrane transporter activity
Source: RefSeq, a predicted model, not a curated record
AUGGUCGCCUCGUCUCCGUCGUCCGACCUGCCAGACUACCGCGCAAAGUCAGUCGGCGACGAGCCUGUGACUUCGGUCCUUCCCGACGGUGACAUCGCCUUCGACCCACAUGGCUUCUCUUCGAGCGACGAUGAACUGCUCGCAUCUCUGGGCUACAAGCCCGAGUUCAAGCGGGACUUCAACCUCUACACCACCUUCAGCGUCUCGUUCGCCGUGCUGGGGCUUCUUCCCAGCUUUGCAUCCACGCUGUACUAUGGAAUGGGAUAUGCUGGAACCGCUGGCAUGACGUGGGGAUGGAUCGUGGCCAUGUUCGGCCUUCAUUCCAUGCCAACGUCGGGAGGCUUGUACUAUGCCGCUGCUGUUCUUGCGCCUGAGGGAUGGGGUGCGCUGGCUGCCUGGAUCACGGGAUGGAGUAACUGGAUGUCCCAGAUCACUGCUGCUCCCAGUGUGAAUUACGGGACCGCCGCCAUGUUGCUCGGUGCUGUGAGCAUCGUGAACCCGGACUAUACGCCGCAGAACUAUCAGGUCUUCCUUCUGACGACGUUUAUCAUGAUCCUGCACGCCAUCAUCUCCUCGAUGCCCACGCGCUGGAUCGCCCAGAUCAACUCCUGGGGCUCUACAUUCAACUUUGUCGCCCUCAUCGUCGUCGUGAUCCUCAUUCCCGCCGCGACAGACCGAGAAUCCCGUGGUCUCUCCCGCUUCACCUCCUCCGCCGAAGUCUGGGGCUCCAUCUACCCGGGCACCGACUUUCCCGCCGGCUUCGCCGUGCUCAUGUCCUUUGUCGCCGUCAUCUGGACCAUGAGCGGCUACGACUCGCCCUUCCACCUCGCGGAGGAAUGCUCCAACGCAAGCAUCGCCUCCCCACGCGCCAUCGUGCUGACGUCCAUCACCGGCGGCACAUUCGGCUUCUUUCUGCAGCUCGUCGUCGCAUACACCGUCGUCGAUAUCGCCGGCGCCCUCGACUCGGACCUCGGCGACCCGUACGCCGCGUACCUGAUCCAGUGCCUCCCGCAGCGCAUCGCCAUCGCCAUUCUCAGCCUCACCAUCGUCGCAGGCUUCUUCAUGGGCCAGGGCUGCAUGAUUGCCGCGAGCCGCGUCACCUUUGCCUACGCCCGCGACGGCUGCUUCCCCCUUUCCAAGUACUGGGCGCGCGUGCACCCGCGCGCCAAGACACCCGUCAACGCAGUCUGGAUCAACGCACUCAUCGGGAACCUCCUCCUACUGCUGAUCUUCGCCGGCGACGUCGCAGUCGGCGCGCUCUUCAGCAUCGGCGCCAUCACCUCCUUCGUCUCCUUCACCAUCCCCAUCUUCAUCAAGGUCUUCUUCGUCGGCAACCGCUUCCGCCGCGGACCCUGGCAUCUCGGGCGCUGGAGCGUGCCGAUCGGCGUCGUUGGGCUGGGCUUCGUCGCGCUGAUGGUGCCGGUGCUGUGCUUUCCCGCGCUGACGGGCAGUCGGCUGACGCUCGACGAGAUGAACUGGACGGUGCUGUGCUACGGCGCGCCGAUGCUGUUUGUCAUGAUGUGGUGGUACUGGAGCGCGCGGCACUGGUUUACCGGGCCGAAGAUUAAUGUCGAGCAUCUCAUGCUGGGCAGGGGCGGGAAUGUCGUCGAGGGCCGGCACCUAGCUCGGGACGCGGUCAAGGGGCAGGCGGGGGAUGGGAAUAUACUCUUCUACUAA